CACAAUACUGGAACGCUCAUCUGAAGUAUCAUUAACACACCCCCAGCGUAAGUAGGCAGGGCUUAAAGUAACUUAGAGGAUACCCAGAGGGUUAGAUGAAAUCGAGGCUCAGGAGUGGACACUUUUUGGAGGAGUUGAUUCGCCAGUGGCGGAUAAGGAUUGACUGAGUUUUUCUCGUACUACUACAAAGACAAGAGGAUACGAUUGAAUGCGCCAUUCGCUGGGUCAUUCUUCUAUUUUUAUCACAACCUCUAGGCAGUGUUUUGGAAGCAGGCCUUGGGCAAACUGAUUAUAGUGUGCUGUUUGUGCUGUCGUGCGAAUUUUUCCCUCAAGUGCUUGAACUGUACACAAUAGAUAAGGAUUAAUCUAUGAAAUAUGUUAUGAUUUAUCGAAAACCGACUGGUUUAUUUUGGAGAUUCUUCUAAGAACUAUCAAACGAUCAUCAACUCUGAAAUCUUCACCCUGCAAUUCUAAGGUCAAACACCUAAACCACCGAAUGAUCCAGACUGAGUCGAAGUGAAUUGCUGUACACAUCACACAACACACAGGUUCCAGAAUACCUGAACAACCGUCAAAACGGCAGCAAGUCUUUCUCUGUUGCCGACCUGUCCCACAUGGCCCAGGUGAGCCCACUAAAAACGCUGUCACCAACAAACACAUACGCAGAACUGAGCUCUCAAGCCGCUUUGGAUCGUCUGAACUCUUUAGACAGUACUACUGCCAUCACCAAUCGCCUGGGCAACGCAAAUUCUUACGGAAUGCCUUCUGCUUUCGGUAGCCCUCUCCAGCCCAAGUCAUUACCUGAGGAUCGAUCUGACCUCAUCCCGAGCCAUAGGCCUGGGUUUAGCUCGGGGUCUGUCGGGAGCACACCGUCGUUUUCGACGGCGCCGCGUUUAACACAUACGCCGUCCACCGAUUUUCAACCACCGUAUUUUCCACCGCCAUACAACAUUCCCCAGCAAUCACAGUUAGACUUUCAUCACAUGAAUUCGGACCCUUACGCUCAUUUGAAUACCCUCCAUCAACCCCAGCACCACCAAUAUCAAAUUCAUCAACAACGUCCCCAGAUGCUCCGACAUCACCCCCGGGAUGACGAGUUGCACAUACAACACCCAAAUGUUCACCAGCUCUCAAAUCGAGACUACAGCAUCCGUAGGCCUGAUGUGCUGAUCCCAGGCAGCCACCAUGGACUCGAUCAAACUGAGUUAAUGAUUCACCCGCCUGGGCUACACCCCAUGGAUGACAACCCGGCAUCGCACGACGAUACUUCCCAGCACAUUUACGGCGAUCAUCAUUCUGUUAUUAAGCGAGCUGCAGUAAGGAAACCAAGUGAGAACGGUAAAGAUGGCAUGAUUUCAAAUGUAACGUCUCCGAACGAUGUGUUUUGCUCAGUGCCCGGUCGUCUAUCCCUCCUUAGUUCUACGUCUAAAUACAAGGUCACCGUUGCUGAAGUACAACGAAGACUUAGUCCACCAGAAUGUUUGAAUGCAUCGUUGUUAGGCGGAGUACUCAGAAGAGCCAAGUCAAAAAAUGGCGGAAGGUAUCUCAGAGAGCGGUUAGAGAAAAUUGGCCUGAAUCUACCUGCUGGGCGUCGAAAAGCUGCCAAUGUUACUCUCUUUACAUCAUUAGUUGAAGGUGAAGCAAUACACUUGGCUCGUGAUUUUGGCUAUGUGUGUGAAACCGAGUUUCCAUCUCGACAGAUAGGUGAAUAUACAGCAAGGCAACAUACAGACCCAUCAGAACAGCAAACUCGAAAGAACAUGGUCUUAGCAACAAAACAAGUUCUAAAAGAAGUUCAGGAUGUGUUAUGUCAAGACCGCUCACCGCUUGGAAACACACGCGCACAGCCUAUCCUGGAGCCGUCCAUUCAGCGUUGUUUGACGCAUUUCAGCAUGAUCACUCAUGGUUUUGGCACACCCGCACUAUCUGCGUCUUUUGCCACUUUGCAGAACUGUCUGACAGAAAUGCUGAAAUACAUGGAAAAAGCGUAUCCUAGUAUCCUAUCACCACACGGCGGUGGUAAAUUAGACUCAAAUUCAAAUAAAAGUAAUGGUGAAAAAGGAGACGACAGAGUAAAGGAAGUAUGAACAAAAUGCUAUUCCGAUUGAAAAAAGAGAUUUAAAGAAAUGCGAUACGAACGCUUUCUUGUGAAUUCAGGUAACUGGUUGCAGACAAAGAGGACCAGGUUAGCUAGAUAUUUCAUUUGACAUCGUCAGCAAGCAUGUUUAUAAAGAAGACGGGUCAAAAGUUACGCGUUGCCAUAAAAGCUCAAUUGAGACAAGUCUGGAUCAGAGUUAUGUUGGCCAUUGUAUGCGUUCGUUUGUUUGUGCGUACAUACUCUUAUCAAGGUGCUUAAAAUAUAGAAGACAAAACAAAACAAAGAACGUCUAUUGCUGGAGGAAUCUAGAAGCAAGAGGGUGCAUCGCGCUUACAUUCUGGGAACAUUGUGCGUGUAGGCCUAUGUUCAAGAAGCCAUUUCCUGGUUUAACGCAAACAAACGUAGUCCAGUAGUUGCAUUUAUCUUCAAAAUCGUUUUUACAGCCCACCUGUACGAAUCCGUCUAGAACCCAUUUUAUAGGGUAUUCGUCCACCAUAUUGUUUGUUAAAACUUUAAUAACUCCUAUAGAUCCGAUCCUCCUUUCAAGUUACAUCGCAUUAUAAACAUAACGAAAUUUAAGAGACAAAGUGGACAUUUUGAUAAAGUUUUAGUCUUAUUGUAGAUAAUUUUCUUGUUUUUUUUUAUUUGAAUGAAACAUAAUGCUAUUUGAAAUAUCUGUUUUGAUAAACAUAAACGUCGACCAAAAAGUAUUGAUCGCUGCGAAGGUGCGAACGAGUUUCCGACUCAUUAAAUCUAAGAUUUGUAUGUAAAUGUAAACUUUAAUCACCCACCGACGAAUCACCUCUCGCGUUGAUAAUCAAGUAUGAUAUGAACUCGAUUUAUCAAAUGGAAAAAUUUAAAAAGUCACGAUGCAAUAAUUGCUUUGUGGACCGUAUAUUUUUAAUAUACACCUUUUCUUUCUUUUGUUCAAAUAUAUUAUAAUGUAGAAAUCUAUUUCCAACUUUUACGUAAAGGACAGUUUAAUGUUCUGAUACUGUGGAGUAUCACAGGUACACAAUGUUACGUUUGGCGUUAACAAUAUAUAAUAAUUCGCGUGUAUACUUAAUAAUGUUAUAACGUACUUAUGUUUUGAAUUUCUUAACUUUGUAUCAAAUGAGGGCGGGCUUGUGAUGUUUCUAAAACUGAGUAUACAGUAAUUGUCAGAAUAAUACACCUUCUAAGAGGAAUUGUUUAUAAAGUGACUGCAGUUUUAGUUAAGUAGUAAAAGACAAAUUAUUACAUUUUAUCUGCAUAUUAUUCAGAAAUCCAUCCAAAUCAGAAAAGUUUAUUGACUCCGUACUUACCUUUUUUAAAAAAAAAAAAAAUUACCAAACGUUAUAAGCCUACUUACAUAUUUAGUCUAUCUUGAGGUACCAAAAUCACCAGGAAUAUGACAAGAAUAUAAAGGUCAUAGUUUAUGCAUAUCAUACCUGUCUAUCUAUAGAAUGUCAUUAAAAUAUUUGCAAUAAAUAAUUAUGGGGAGGAGAUUUUCAUUAACAAGAUAUGCUUUUUUUGGAUUAGUUAGUUAAACUUAUAUACCAGUAAAAUACAAUUUUUAAAAAAUCGUACGAAUAUAAGAAUAACAAAAAAUUACGCAAACCAGCUAAUUAAAGAAGAAAUAAACAAUUAUUUUAAAUUGAAAAUUAUCUGCAGCUCAGUAUUAUUAAAUAAUUAUCCUCCUUAUCGUAUAGUAAAUAUUCUUACAUUUUGUAGAAGAGGACUCGGUAUUUUAUUGACUUUAAAAUAGAUCCAGUUGUGUUGGUAUUCAAGUAUUGGUACAAGAUUGGAUAUAAAUAUACGGACUAAAUAAAAUUUAAUGUGGACAUUAGGUUUCAGACAUAGGGUUUACUUCUUAUGAAACUAUGAAAACUAAAGGCCUAUAACUAUAUAAUUAUGAAGUCCUGAUCAGUAUUGUUAAAAAAAACAAAAAAACAGUGGACCAAAUAUUAGAUUUCCUUUCAUUGAAAACUGUUAAGGAAAUACACCUAAUAUAUUAUUUAGGACCUUAUUUCCUUCAUAAUAUCAUUGGUAUAUUUCAACUGCAAUGGCUCAGUGUAUUGUGAGCAUGUCUAAAAUCUAUUUUCCAACAUAAGAGAAACGUAACUUUGUUAUUUACGCACGUGUACACGUGAAUUUCUUUUCUCACACAAUGCACUCGGAAUCAUGGUACAUAUGAUCAUAUACUAUUAUGUGUAGUCUUAAUCUCUUUUUGAAAAUACACUAUUUGCUAUUGGAAUUAGUGAAAGAAUAGAAAUCAUAGGACUAUGGUCAUGUUGGAUUUGGUAUGGAGAUGUUUGAGCAUAUCCGUUGAAUUCCUUGUGUUUUCAUUUUGAACUCGAAUUAAUCUCUAGUCGUCAUUAAAUACAUGUAUCUGUGUUGUUUUGAUUUCUGAUUCUGGGAGCAUGGAUUGGGUUUAGGGGGAGGGGAGUUUUAUGCGUACAUAGUCACUGGUUUUAAUCUGAAUAUGAACGCACGGGUAAAGUUUACCAAUUGCCACUGUCUACGAGGCUUUUACCGCCCUCAAGCGAUACAAAUAAGUUAGUUCUAUAUACAAUUUCCUACGAUUCUUGUCUAAAGCGUAUUUAAAGUCGUCUUUAUUUUUAUGUUUGUAAGCUCUUGUAAAAACCUAGUUUUUAAGUUACUUCAUACAGUGCCGAUCCCUAAAUAGUUGUGAAAAAAGUAUUACUUGUUAUAACUUGUUACUGUGUGUAGGUUUGUAUAUGGGUGAAGCGUAGCUGUUUUGUUCAAAAUAAAGGAUUUAAGUCCAGAAAUAAAUCUAACAGAUGUA
Anneissia japonica is the source of this 4886-nucleotide messenger RNA. Its product is annotated as transcription factor AP-2-beta-like. Gene Ontology annotation, biological process: regulation of transcription by RNA polymerase II; anatomical structure development; regulation of cell population proliferation. NCBI's taxonomy places the organism in Eukaryota, Metazoa, Echinodermata, Crinoidea, Comatulida, Comatulidae. Gene Ontology annotation, molecular function: RNA polymerase II transcription regulatory region sequence-specific DNA binding; DNA-binding transcription factor activity, RNA polymerase II-specific. The record is from RefSeq and is a predicted model, not a curated record. Gene Ontology annotation, cellular component: nucleus. Bases 615 to 2087 code for a protein of 490 amino acids. The transcript is spliced from 7 exons.